AUGUUAAACAAGGUCGUCAAGACAGAAUACCCUCUUAUCGAUUCAGAUCCCCAUGCCUCUCGUGUUGUCAGGUACAUGAGACCCUCGGACUAUGCUCUGUGGGCCGGUUCUACAGCUGCAUUCCCAGCCGCUCUCGUAGCUUGGGAAAUGGCGGACCCCAGCAAAAUUAGAUUGAAAACCUCCCUGAAACUUGGUGGAUUCCUGGGCUUUACUGCCGGUUUCUUACUUGCAUACCAGAGAUCAACUUAUCGCUUCUGGGGCUGGUCGGAAAAUAAAAGAGAGGAAGAGUUGGAUUUGGCUGAGCUUAGGGAGCGUGCCCAAGAUGGGAAAUCACUAUACGGCAACUCCCCUCAACCAGCUUGGGUGCAACAAGCUGCGGCCUCGAAUUCUACGUGGUCGCAACUCAACUUCGGUGUUUUGCCAAUGUUCAACUUUGUAAAUCACACCCACCAUGGUUCCGACCCUGCAAAGUAUGGUGUCAAAAAGGAAGAAGAGAGUUCAUAG
Psilocybe cubensis is the source of this 504-nucleotide messenger RNA. RefSeq lists its product as uncharacterized. The coding region runs from base 1 to 504 and encodes 167 amino acids. NCBI's taxonomy places the organism in Eukaryota, Fungi, Basidiomycota, Agaricomycetes, Agaricales, Agrocybaceae. The record is from RefSeq and is a predicted model, not a curated record. The transcript is spliced from 5 exons.